AUGAGGAUCGGGCCCUGGUGCAUUUUCCAGAUGUGGGAGAAGCCCAUUCAAGAAUGUAAGGAAUUCACCUACAAGUUUGCAGAAGAAAUCCGAAGGCAGCCUCUCUGGGGGUUCACGCCCGGGUAUGACUUCACAGCACGCUUGAGAAGCGGAAUGGAGGCGAUUCUUCCUCCCGACGCCCACGAGCUGGCUCAGAAUCGGCUACACGUAUCCAUCACCAACAGCAAGACGAGGGAAAAUUACUUGGUCUCCCGUUUUUCCUCCAGGGAANUCUGCAUCCAGGUUCUCUUGGCGAGCAGUUUUGUGCCCAUUUACUCAGGACUGAGACCCGUGGAAUACAAAGGGCAGAUGUGGGUUGAUGGCGGCUUCACCAAUAGCCUCCCUAUCCUGCCCGUGGGCCGGACAGUGACCAUCUCGCCCUUUAGUGGACGCUUGGACAUCUCGCCACAGGACAAAGGGCGGCUAGAUCUGUACAUCACCAUCUCCAAACAGGACAUAACGUUGUCUGUGACCAACUUGGUGAGACUCGGUCAAGCCCUUUUCCCACCAAACGAGAAGACAAUGCAAUCACUGUAUCGCUGUGGCUUUGAUGACACCGUUAAGUUUUUACGGAAAGAAAACUGCUUUGAAUAGAAUGCUUGGAAGUUUAUAACACAAAGCAGAUUUCUGAUAGUUUUUGACAGCGGUUUCUAAUGAAAUAUUCUGUUGUUUUUUAUUUUUAAUCUAUCAGGACUUUGUCAAUUAAUAAGUAAGGAACUAAGAGACAAUUUCUUAGAAUUUGCUAGCAUCA
Messenger RNA from Trichechus manatus latirostris (Florida manatee), 790 nucleotides. RefSeq names its product patatin like phospholipase domain containing 4 (gene PNPLA4). Bases 1 to 633 code for a protein of 210 amino acids. NCBI's taxonomy places the organism in Eukaryota, Metazoa, Chordata, Mammalia, Sirenia, Trichechidae. Gene Ontology annotation, biological process: lipid homeostasis; triglyceride catabolic process. The record is from RefSeq and is a predicted model, not a curated record. Gene Ontology annotation, molecular function: triacylglycerol lipase activity. The transcript has 6 exons. Gene Ontology annotation, cellular component: membrane; cytoplasm; lipid droplet.